Propithecus coquereli (Coquerel's sifaka) is the source of this 1785-nucleotide messenger RNA. It is a transcript of the gene ZDHHC15, whose product is annotated as zinc finger, DHHC-type containing 15. Gene Ontology annotation, cellular component: endoplasmic reticulum; Golgi apparatus. Bases 11 to 1024 code for a protein of 337 amino acids. The transcript has 12 exons. Gene Ontology annotation, biological process: protein targeting to membrane; peptidyl-L-cysteine S-palmitoylation; synaptic vesicle maturation. The record is from RefSeq and is a predicted model, not a curated record. NCBI's taxonomy places the organism in Eukaryota, Metazoa, Chordata, Mammalia, Primates, Indriidae. Gene Ontology annotation, molecular function: protein-cysteine S-palmitoyltransferase activity.
CGAGCCGAAGAUGCGGCGGGGUUGGAAGAUGGCUCUGUCUGGGGGGCUACGGUGCUGUCGCCGGGUACUUUCCUGGGUACCAGUGCUUGUUAUUGUCCUCGUCGUGCUCUGGUCCUACUAUGCCUACGUCUUUGAACUCUGCCUGGUGACUGUUUUGAGCCCAGCAGAAAAAGUUAUCUACCUCAUACUCUACCAUGCCAUCUUUGUGUUCUUUGCCUGGACCUACUGGAAGUCUAUCUUUACACUUCCACAGCAGCCAAACCAGAAGUUCCACUUGUCCUAUACAGACAAAGAGCGCUAUGAAAAUGAAGAGAGGCCUGAGGUUCAGAAGCAGAUGCUUGUUGAUAUGGCCAAGAAGCUACCAGUUUACACAAGAACCGGGAGUGGAGCCGUACGAUUCUGUGACCGGUGCCAUCUGAUCAAGCCAGACCGCUGUCACCACUGCUCUGUCUGUGCCAUGUGUGUAUUAAAAAUGGAUCAUCACUGCCCUUGGGUUAAUAACUGCAUUGGAUUUUCCAACUACAAAUUCUUCCUUCAGUUCUUAGCUUAUUCUGUUCUCUACUGCCUGUACAUUGCUACAACAGUCUUCAGCUAUUUCAUCAAAUACUGGAGAGGGGAAUUGCCCAGUGUUCGCUCUAAGUUCCAUGUCCUUUUUCUCCUCUUUGUGGCCUGCAUGUUUUUUGUCAGCCUUGUGAUUCUCUUUGGUUACCAUUGUUGGCUUGUCAGCAGAAACAAAACCACCUUAGAGGCCUUCUGCACUCCAGUGUUUACAAGUGGCCCAGAGAAAAAUGGGUUCAACCUUGGCUUCAUCAAGAAUAUCCAGCAGGUGUUUGGAGAUAACAAGAAGUUCUGGUUAAUACCUAUUGGGUCCAGCCCUGGUGAUGGACACUCCUUCCCUAUGAGAUCUAUGAAUGAGUCACAGAACCCACUACUAGCAAAUGAAGAACCCUGGGAAGACAAUGAGGAUGACAACCAAGAUUAUCCAGAAGGCUCAUCAUCUCUUGCUGUGGAAACGGAAACAUAGCAGUUUUCACAUUUCCUGCAUCUCUCAGACAGGAUCCACCAUCUCCCACGAGGCUUACAGAGUUCAGUGUUGGGAACCAUUCUAAUCUUCAAAAUAAGUCACCAUGUUGGAUUGAAAGCUUCACAAUUUGAAAGCAUUCCAUCAAAUACUUGCUGUGCAAAUGUUUCAGGACUUUACACUAUUUAAUUUACUGACUGAACUCCAAUUUGGUAGCAGUUAAUUCAAGCCAGUUUUCCUUUCUUUCUUCAUUCCCCCCCCCGCAAUCCGUGAAAGCCUAAAUGUAAAAUAUAUAUUUUUUCAUUCAUUUUAUCAGGUAAAAGGGAAUUCAGAAGACUUCCCUGGAGUCUUUAAUUCCCAUAGAAAGACUAUUCAUUAUAUCUAUAGGGUCUUUUUGGCGUCGAAGGGAAUCAGACUGCAUUUGCUGCUUGCGUGCAUGUGCAUUUAUAAACGUGUAUGUGCAGCAUAUCUAUACAAAACUCUGCUAUUGUGUUGUGAAAAUUAAGAUUAAAAAAUCUGAGGCAUUUAUUUAAUCAUGCCUUUUCUCUAAAUAGCCAUUUAAAUAUUUGCCGAGCUUUGAACCAUCCCUACAUCAGGUAUCUAAAAUUCAAGAGGGUGAUUCAAUACACUGUGACCAAGGUCUUCAAAUUGGGGAUCGAACAACAACGUAAAACCCGUCCUCUGUCACAGAGGUUCCUGAAAGUACCACAGCUAAUUGAGAAGAUCAAAUCAGAUCAGGUCAGGACUUCCACUUUAUUAAACAU